Molecule: messenger RNA, 1787 nt
Organism: Quercus robur (English oak)
Lineage: Eukaryota; Viridiplantae; Streptophyta; Magnoliopsida; Fagales; Fagaceae
Product: galacturonokinase
Exons: 14
Coding region: 233-1549 (438 amino acids)
Biological process (GO): galactose metabolic process; carbohydrate phosphorylation
Cellular component (GO): cytosol; cytoplasm
Molecular function (GO): galactokinase activity; ATP binding
Source: RefSeq, a predicted model, not a curated record
CGGGUCACCAAAUAGAUACUGUUGGGACUCAAAAUACUACUAUCUCAGUAAAUUUCUCCACAAACUAUUUGAUGUUUUAACCGAUUUUGCCGCUACAUUAACCACCCCAACCUUUUUUCUUGCUCUUUUGUUCUGUCUCUCGACCCAAUAAAAGACACUUUCUUCUUUUGCAUUAGGGUCCAAGACCAAAUCCGAUCUGAUAGUCAUUUGCAAGAGAUCAUUGUGGGAAAAAAUGGGUGAGGUUUCAUGGCCAACUCCAGAAGAGCUGCAGUUAAAUGCAAUAAGAAAGACUGUUUCAGAAAUGUCUGGGAGAGGUGUUGAAGAAGUUCAAAUUGCUAUCUCUCCUUAUCGGAUUUGUCCAUUGGGAGCUCAUAUCGAUCAUCAGGGUGGGGCUGUUUUGGCCAUGACAAUUGAUAAAGGAAUACUUUUAGGGUUCGUUCCUUCUGGUGACACUCAGGUUGUACUGCGUUCAGGACAGUUUAAAGGAGAAGUUAGGUUCAGAGUUGAUGAAACACAGCACCCAAGACACAGCGUUGGGAAGAAGGGUGAGAUCCUUGCAGAUGAUUCAUCCAAAUUACAAGAAGAAUGUAAUUGGGGAAAUUAUGCUAGGGGGGCCCUAUAUGCACUAACCAGUAGAGGAAAUAAGAUUACCCAGGGUAUCAUAGGAUACAUAAGUGGUUCUGAAGGUCUUGACAGUUCAGGACUUAGCUCUUCUGCUGCUGUUGGCAUAGCUUACUUGUUGGCAUUGGAAAGUGCAAAUCACUUAACGGUAUCUCUCACAGAAAAUAUUGAAUAUGAUUGGUAUAUUGAAAAUGAAUAUUUGGGUCUGAGAAAUGGCAUCUUGGAUCAAUCAGCCAUCUUGCUUUCAAGCCAGGGUUGUCUAACAUUCAUGAACUGCAAGACCAAAGAACAUAAGCUUGUACACCCACCCAAGCUGCCAAAAACCCACAAAACUGAGUCGCAGAAAGCAUACAAAAUAUUAUUGGCAUUUUCAGGCUUGAAGCAGGCUUUGACUACCAACCCUGGAUAUAAUCGCCGAGUUGCAGAGUGUCAAGAGGCUGCAAGAAUUAUUCUCAAUGCUUCUGGAAACAACAAAAUGGAGCCUAUCCUAUCAAAUGUUCAACCAGAAGAUUAUGAAGCUCACAAGAGCCAAUUAGAACCCUAUCUAGCUAAAAGAGCAGAGCAUUAUUUUUCAGAGAAUAAGCGGGUUAUCAAAGGAGCUGAAGCUUGGGCUUCAGGCAAGUUGGAAGAUUUUGGAAAGCUUGUUUCAGCGUCGGGUUUAAGUUCUAUCAGUAAAUAUGAAUCUGGUUGUGAACCACUAAUUCAACUGUACGAAAUCCUUUUGAGGGCUCCCGGCGUGUUUGGGACACGGUUUAGUGGGGCUGGAUUUAGAGGCUGCUGUCUUGCAUUUGUAGAUGCUGAUCGUGCCGAUGAAGCUGCUUCAUUUGUCAGGGAGGAAUAUCGCAAGGUUCAACCAAAGUUGGCUAGCCAAAUAAACGACAAAGAGGUAAUGAUAUGUGAAGCAGGAGAUUGUGCACGUGUGAUCUGAAAUACAUAUUCAUUAACCACUAGUUCUUCUAUUCUUUUUUUAAGUUUGAAUAAGUGCAUUGAUGCCAUUUGUUGUAAUUUUUUUUUUAGCUGGGAAUGCCAUAUGUUGUAUUUUUUUAGCUGGGAAUGCCAUUUGUUGUAUUUUUUAGCGGGGAAUGCCAUUUGUUGUAUUGAAUAAUUGAAUAUCCAAUUUUUUCAUAUAUAAAAUAAAAUAAGAAGACAUCUUGUGUUGUUUGAAA